GGGAAAAGCUUCAAUCAGAGCUCACAGCUUAUCAAACAUAGGAAAAUCCACAUGGGUGAGAAACCUUAUGGAUGCUCUAAGUGUGGGAAAUGUUUCUUUAAUCGUUCAGGUCUCAUCUUACAUCAGAGAAUCCACACAGGGACAGGCCCUACAAAUGCAUGGCCCUACGAAUGCAGUGAGUGUGGGAAAACCUUCACCAGCAGCUCAGACCUUUCUAAACAUCAGAGAAUUCACACAGGGAAGAGGCCCUAUGAAUGCCGUGAGUGUGGGAAAAGCUUCACUCAAAGAUCAGACCUUUUUACCCAUCAGAGAAUCCACACGGGGGAGAGGCCCUACGAAUGCCGUGAGUGUGGGAAAAACUUCACUAGCAGCUCAGCCCUUUCUAAACAUCAGAGAAUCCACACGGGGGAAAGGCCCUAUGAAUGCUGUGAGUGUGGGAAAAGCUUCACUAGCAGCUCAGCUCUUUCUGUUCAUCAGAGAAUCCACACGGGGGAAAGGCCCUAUGAAUGCUGUGAGUGUGGGAAAAGCUUCAAUCGCAGAUCAGCCCUUUCUGUUCAUCAGAGAAUCCACACGGGGGAAAGGCCCUAUGAAUGCUGUGAGUGUGGGAAAAGCUUCAAUCGCAGAUCAGCCCUUUCUGUUCAUCAGAGAAUCCACACAGGGGAGAGGCCCUACGAAUGCCAACUCUCCAAU
Molecule: messenger RNA, 690 nt
Organism: Mauremys reevesii (Reeves's turtle)
Lineage: Eukaryota; Metazoa; Chordata; Testudines; Geoemydidae
Product: zinc finger protein 70-like
Exons: 3
Source: RefSeq, a predicted model, not a curated record